AUGUUGCGAGUUCAAUCUGAAUUCGGUGUGUCAAUCCCAUUCCGAUUCCUGGUAUCAGCUCACAGUCCGUCUAUUCUGGGUCUGCGAGCAAUGCGGCUACUACAAGGAUCAAUUCAACUACAGACCAACAACGAUAUGCCAAUCAUUUCACAUGUUCAACAUUUGAUUGUACAGUGUUCCGGUAACGUUGGUGGCAUGAAAGUGCCGCCGGUAAAGUUGGAAGUAAACGGAGAACCCAUUUUCCUAAAACGAUGUGUCCUCCCGUACGAUCAACGAGAAUAUGUCCUGAAAACUUUACAGAAAAUGGAGCAGGAUGGUGUGAUACGUAAAGUUGAAUCUAGUGCCUGGGCUACCCCGAUCGUCGUGGCGAUGAAAAGUGAUGGUAGGAUUGCAUGUGUCGCCCGGCCUCUUUCAUUCGGCAAUAGACAGUGUCAUCAAAGGUUUUGA
Echinostoma caproni is the source of this 447-nucleotide messenger RNA. The record is from the annotation of a GenBank genome assembly. NCBI's taxonomy places the organism in Eukaryota, Metazoa, Platyhelminthes, Trematoda, Plagiorchiida, Echinostomatidae.